Molecule: messenger RNA, 246 nt
Organism: Bipolaris victoriae FI3
Lineage: Eukaryota; Fungi; Ascomycota; Dothideomycetes; Pleosporales; Pleosporaceae
Exons: 1
Source: RefSeq, a predicted model, not a curated record
GCUAAGCCCCACCAGGAGCCCCUGGGCAUGUGCUGUGGCGGGCGGGGGCGGCUUGCAUGCGCUUUGGCAAAACGGCGACACGCGUCGGGGGCCUGGGAUGGCCAUGCUUCUGCUCGUCUCAGGCGCCAUCUUGUCUACGUAAUUAUGCAUGCCGUGGCCAUCAUCUGCUUUGUUCUUGUUGCGAAUUUGUUGUGGACGAAAUCAGUGACAAAAUGGGCAGUGUCUUACUACAAUGUAUGCCACUAA